Messenger RNA from Talaromyces amestolkiae, 855 nucleotides. RefSeq lists its product as uncharacterized. The transcript has 2 exons. NCBI's taxonomy places the organism in Eukaryota, Fungi, Ascomycota, Eurotiomycetes, Eurotiales, Trichocomaceae. Gene Ontology annotation, molecular function: oxidoreductase activity. The coding region runs from base 1 to 855 and encodes 284 amino acids. The record is from RefSeq and is a predicted model, not a curated record.
AUGGCCAAAGAAGCUGAAGCCCAAGUCCAACUCCAGGACUUUCAAAACAUCUUCUCCCUCGAAGGCAAAGUCGCGGUUGUAACGGGCGGUUCCCGUGGUUUGGGCCUCCACGCCGCCAGCGGACUCUUACAAGCCGGCUGCUCAAAAGUAUACAUCUCAUCGCGCAAAGCUGCUGCAUGCGACGAGGCGGUGGCCGCACUCAAUGCGCUUCCAAACAAGAGGCCCGGUGCGCAGGCUAUCGCUGUCCCGGCUGACGGCUCCAAGAUAGCGGACUUGGAUCGCCUCGUUGCUGAGGUAUCCAAAACCACGGAUCAUGUUGAUAUCUUGUUUGCCAACGCCGGCGCAACUUGGGGUGCGCCUUAUGAUGAGUAUCCUGAGAAUGCGUUCAGUAAGGUGAUGGAUUUGAACGUCAAGGGCGUUUUUUAUACCAUUCAAAAAUUCACUCCUCUCCUUGAAAAGAGAGCUACACUUGAAGACCCCUCGCGAGUCAUCAUCACCGCCUCCGUAGCCGGCAUCGGCAUCGGCACCGUCGGCCCUCAUGGCACAUAUGCCUACUCCGCCUCCAAAGCAGCAGCCAUCAGUUUGGCAAAGACUCUGGCCGUGGAAUUGGGCCCUCGACACAUUCUUACCAAUGCAGUUGCUCCAGGCUUCUAUCCUUCCAAGAUGGCCAAUGGGUUGAUGGAGUUGGCUGGUGGAGUCAAGACGUUGGCGGCGCAGUCUCCCAAUGGACGUGUUGGUCAUCCGGAAGAUAUUGCGGGAUUGGUGGUUUUCUUGUCUAGUCGUGCUGCGCUGCAUAUCAAUGGGUCUAUUAUUACAACGGAUGGUGGGAGAUUAUUGGGGGACAAUAAGUUGUAA